This is a messenger RNA of Cantharellus anzutake, 484 nucleotides long. RefSeq lists its product as uncharacterized. The coding region runs from base 63 to 275 and encodes 70 amino acids. The transcript has a single exon. NCBI's taxonomy places the organism in Eukaryota, Fungi, Basidiomycota, Agaricomycetes, Cantharellales, Hydnaceae. The record is from RefSeq and is a predicted model, not a curated record.
UUGUUGUCGGACGACUGAGUAGAGAAGACCCUUGAACCAUGCAGAGAUGAGGUUUAAUCCCUAUGUGCAUGUGGUGGUACUCGUUCACCGUGGUACGUACGGCAGUGCUUAAUGUAGUACUCUCUACUCUCUGGCAUCUCCACGGAGAUUUGCGUGCGGUGGGAAUGAGGUUCAUCGCGAUUGCGUCAGUACAACUUCUAUCGAUGGGUCGGGCAUUCUUCUCCCUACCUUCUUGUUGGUCCCGGUCCAUACUCCGUUCUUUGUUUUUGUCUUGAGCGUUGGAUGGGGUUCAGACUGACCUUGGUUGUUAUGCGUGGCCGAAUUAAGUAAUUGGAUUGCAUUGUCAAGCGCCCGGUAUGAAUCAAUGAUCGACUUACCGAAUUAUGUAAGUGAUUUAGUGCGAAUUCAGGGAACUUACUCCGAGGUGGCGACGGCGAUCUGUCCAGUAUGGGACGCAGAGGAAAAUGGAAUGGCUUUCAACUCG